AUGUCCUCCUCGACCGGCAGCGGCAGUGGCACGGCACCACCCACCACGACGAUACCGGGCUCUUCGGCGCCGUCGUCGUCGUCAUCGUCACCGCCUCCGUCUUCGGCCGAACUCCAAACCGCGCUCUCGUCGAUCACGACCCUGCUGGACCUGCUCAGCCAACCACCGAGCACGCUCAACGGCGACGCGAUCCCGUCGCUGUCCCACGUGGUCCCCUCUCUCCUCUCGCCGCUGGUGCCCUCGCGCAACACGGCGGCGACGACGCUGCCGGACGCGCUGGCGCUGCAGAUGGGCCUGCCGCCGCUCUCGCAGGCGGCGCAGAUGGAAAACGUCAAGCGGUACCGCGACGUCGUCGAGGCGUCGCUCACCACCCUCGAACGCAUGCAGCACGCCCUCCAGGACGGUGGGCAGGGCGACGAGGCGGUCAGGCUCGUGCAGAGGUGCAUGAAGAUGCAGGGCAAGGAGGGCGAGAAGCGCAGGGUCAUCAGUGUCAGGAAGAGGAGGAGGGCCGAGGAUGCCUCCAGGACUGCGGGUCUGGGGUGA
Pseudozyma flocculosa PF-1 is the source of this 543-nucleotide messenger RNA. RefSeq lists its product as uncharacterized. The coding region runs from base 1 to 543 and encodes 180 amino acids. Lineage: Eukaryota; Fungi; Basidiomycota; Ustilaginomycetes; Ustilaginales; Ustilaginaceae. The record is from RefSeq and is a predicted model, not a curated record. The transcript has a single exon.